AUGAGAGCAAAAUCUAAUGAGCAUGCCACUCAUAGUUCAUCAGCAGCCACACCAACACACCAUAAUUCUACUCGAUGUUAUUCAACCAAGACAUUUCGUCUCCUGACUAUGCUUUCACUCACAUUCUCCUUUUUUUUCAUCGAACUUAUUGUUGGUAACAUCACCAAUUCAUUAGCACUGGUAGCCGAUGCUUUCCACAUGCUUUCCGAUGUCAUCUCACUUUUCAUCGGUUUAUUUGCUGUGCGGAUAGCUAAAAGACGUUCUGAUAUUAACACAUUCGGAUGGGUACGUGCUGAAGUCGUUGGUGCCAAUAUCAACACUGUCUUCUUGCUGGCUCUUUGUUUAACGAUCAUCUUUGAUGCCAUCAAACGGUACAUUCAACCAGAACCUAUCGAGAAUCCUACUCUUCUCCUCAUUGUUGGAUCGGUGGGUCUUGGAAUUAAUAUUAUUGGUCUGUUUCUAUUCCAAGGCUUUCAUGGUCAUUCACAUGGUGGUAGUAGUGACGCUGAUGAGGCACAUGGUCACAGCCAUAACAGCACAGCACGUGAUCAUGGUCAUAGUCACAAACAUAAAACGAAGCGUGCACAAAGCCAUCACGUAGAUGACAAAUCGCAGACAGAACAACCAAAAACAGUAACUUCGAUCAGAGAGAACACACACGAUAUUACACCGUCGAUAUCUGAUGAAAACAUCGAACCACUCGAAGUCGUUGUUACUUCUUCUGACUUCAGAAGACACAGCCUUCGAGCUCUCAACGAGGUUAUUGUCGACUGCAUUUAUCAUCCUCCUUCACCAUCAUCCCCACAGAUCCAUUCUCCGACACACGUCAACAAAAAAGAAAAAAAGUCAUCCAUGAAUAUGCACGGCGUGUUCCUCCAUGUCCUAGCUGAUGCUCUCGGCUCAGUCGCCGUCAUCAUCAGUUCUCUCAUCAUCAAGUUUGUACCUCACGAUCCAGACAAUAACAAACAUUGGACAGUCUAUGUCGAUCCGACCUUGUCUGUCAUCAUUGUUAUCAUCAUCACUGUCUCUGCUAUUCCACUACUGAAAGAAACAACCCAUGUUCUUCUUCAAACUGUUCCCAAAGAUCUGCAAGUAUCGACGCUCAAGAAACAAUUACUAGAAAAGGUGUCGGAAGUGGAUGGGAUUCAUGAUUUACAUGUAUGGCGAUUGACUAGUAAUGCAAUUGUUGCCACUGCUCAUCUACAUCGUCGCUCAUUCUCAGACUAUAUGACUGUGGCUGACAAAGUAAAACGAUUCUUUCAUGAUGCCGGUAUUCACUCGACCACGAUUCAGUAUGAGUACUGGAAUGAUGAAGAACGUGACAGAUUGGUGGGGAAGAAUGAAGUUGAUGGAGAAAUGAAAGCGAGUUGUUUACUGAGUUGUUCUGAUGAAGUUUGUGAAAUGAAAACAUGUUGCACGAAAGAUUCAAUACGUAGUAAUGCGGUAUAUAGCGUGGUUAAUAUGAAUCCAACACGCGUAGACGCAAAUAGCCCAAGUGCAACAUAUAGCAAAACGGAGAAUGAACCAUUGUUUUGUGAACAAGAAGAAAAUGAUCGAUUAAUGGGAACUGAAGCAGUGUGA
Messenger RNA from Adineta ricciae, 1581 nucleotides. NCBI's taxonomy places the organism in Eukaryota, Metazoa, Rotifera, Eurotatoria, Adinetida, Adinetidae. The record is from the annotation of a GenBank genome assembly.